UUUCGGAAUAUUGGAGAAUCUCCUCAUACAAACGUGAUUCGGUGAUUCUGCUUUUGUACUUAUUGAUACUGUUGUGUGAUGUAUUAUUUUAAUAUUAGUAAUUAAAGUUAGUUUUAAUUAUACUCAAAGUAUUAAAAUCUGUAAAAUUCAACUCCUGAUGGAGGUUAAAUGAUAUCGUAUAUUUAAUCGAAGCUCGGGUUAAAAAUGCUUUUAAUAAUCGUCUUGAUUUCUAUCAUCGCAGCUUUUACUUCGUGUUUUUUGUUCAAUUGGAGUUACUAUGUGAUUUUAUAUGCUUUUUCUGAUUUUGUGUUAUUUACGUUAGAAUGGGUCAUAAAACUCAUAUAUACAGCAGUUCUAAUCAUAGUUUUUUUCGCCAUACUUUUCUACAUAUACCAAUGUUUUCAAAGUAAGGUUAUUCCAGUAGUCCAUUACUCAGACGAGAAUUUCUACCAGAUCAUCGCAUCGGCGGCGCCUAUCAUAAAACAAUGUUAUAUUCCAACGUUCAUGUGGGGGCAUUGUGGCCACAUUCAAACCAUCAUAUUCGCACUAUGGGGACGGUUCAAUUGUCCAAAUGUGAAGGGAGAACGGAUUACCCUGAAGCUUGCCGAUGGCGCUACAAUGUCGUAUGAUAUUUUCCACAGCAGCAACAGUGAAAACUCUAAUGAAGAGGUCAUGUUCUUCGUGGCUCCAGGAUUCGCUAACAAUUCAGAAACUGAUUACAUACGCACAUUUAUGCAAUACGUCACUAGUUUAGGAUAUCGUUGUGCUGUUUUGAAUCAUCUGGGAACUCUUCCUAAUUUUCCAGUCACAUCUCCUCGAAUAUUUUCGUUCGGAAAUACCAACGAUCUACAUGCUGCUUUAACAGAUUACAUUUCCAAAUAUCCGAAAGCUAAAGUGAUACUCUUCGGAUACAGUCUAGGCGGUAACAUAGUUCCCAAGUAUUUGGGCGAGAAGCGUGAAAGAUCGCCGAAUAUUAUCGCUGGAUUUUCUAUAUGCUCAUUACUUGACGCUAAUAGAGCAAUACAUAAAAGGGAACAAUCGAGGGUGCUCAAAUAUUUUUAUCAGUAUUUUUUAGCGCGUUCCAUCAAAACCAUCGUGCAGCGUCAUCGCGAUAUAUUACUUUCGGACGAGGUUGUCAGACGGCAUAAUUUGGAUGUGAAAUCAAUAUUUAAUGCUAUGUCUCUAGUCAAAUUCGAUGAAUUGUACACCAGAAGAUUACAUAAUUUCGACUCACUCAAAGAUUAUUACGAUUGGAGUAGCGCCAUUCAUUACUUGGAUGGUAUCAAGGUACCGAUGAUAUUCAUUAAUUGUCUAGACGAUCCUCUGGUGUCCGAAAAAAUGAUGAAUCCUGCCAGAGAAUUCGCUAAACGACGCAGUAAAGUGAUUGCCAUCGAGUUGAAAUACGGUGGGCAUUUAGGAUUUUUUGAAAAUAAUUGCUUCAUUUCCGAAUCUAUAACGUGGUUGGAGAAAGCGCUUAUCCAACUUGCCGAGGCUAUAUAUAAAGAUUACAAAUUGCAACAUAGCAUAGAACAGCAGCAAGAAUAAGAGUAAGAUCGUAUUCUCAAAUAAAUACCAGCAACCAUACUCGACGCGAGUUUUCUGGAUGGGAGAUCGUUUUCUGUACCUACUUCGAACACCAGCAAGAACUUCAAAAACAAGUCGAAUUGUAACGAUGACAAAAUUGCCAGCUUCACGUAUUUGCUUUUGAUUUGGAUUCUCGAGUGUAAAGGUGAUUUAGGGGUUUCCCAAAAACUCGCUAGUAUUACUCACAUCCGCUUUAUUGAUGCUAUACUCGUCCAUUAAGUUGUAUCGCAUUUUGCCUGUAUAAAUAAUCAAUGUGUGAAAAACGAGAUGAACGUGGACUGCGCUCAUGGUUUCAAGUUGGGUUACUUAUUUCACGGAUUUUUUUCCCCAAAAAAAUAUCUGACCUAUGCGUUAGACCGCGAAAAAUUGAAAUACGAUCGUCAAAAAUUUGUUUUAAGAUAGCUUAUUAUGUUUAAUGAUGACUGUGAUAGCAUGUGUUAGUGUGUAUAAUGCUGUGUACGAUGCGGCAGAAAAAAUCGACUUAUGAAUUUGUCAAUCCCGUGCGCUAUCCGUGUGUUUGGGGUGAUUUUUAAUGGCAUAUGUAAUGACAGCAGUCAGUAUAUUACACGAAAACUUGACACCAGUAUAAUGGAGUUGAUUUUGUUGAGGGGAUUCGUUGAUUCUUUCUUUUUGCGGACGUUUUAAAUCCAUAUUUUUAGUUUUUACUGCGAUACAAUUUUAUUAAUAGGAAAAAUACUGUACGUUUUAAGAUUUAUACUAUUCUAUUAUUUUAGCCUCGUGUAUGAAGGGAAUGCCAAUGCCUCCCAAUUUUUUUGUCUUAAGUAAUCCCGCCCUUCUGUUUCUUUGUUUGUUUGUUGUUUUUUUUUCAUAUUUAUAAUUUUUAUUAUUUUUGGAAACUUACCAGUGUGAUACGCUUUUUAUAUUUUAAAAUAUCGCUUUAAUGUGAUGUAUUUUAUGCAUUUAGAGAAAUUAUGAGUAUUUUUGUUUUCGUCUUAUCCCUCUCGUUCAUCUUAUGUAAUCUUUGAAAUGACAAUUUUCCAUUUUUAAUGGGCGUUUAUACAAAUAAGUAUUAAUAAUGCUCUCGAAAUAUCGUAAUACUAAAUGCGAAGUAUUAAAUUUAAAAAAAUUGGUUCAUUCCGUGUAGCGGCUGUAGAAUUAUGGUUUAAUUAUCGUUGUUUUCUUUUUUUCCUUUUUUAUCGAAAUUUUUUUUUUCGAAGUCACCCGUUUAAUGAUGCUUUGGAUUUGUUAGUCUGUUAUGAUUUUUUUCCAUUUAUUAUUUUAAUGUAUAUUAUGGUGCACAAUUGAACUGCGAAACAUUCGACACCAAAAAUAAUGAAAAUCUGGAAACGAUAAUCUUUUAUUUUAACGAUAGAAAAGAAAAAAAUAGUUGAUAAUGUAUCUCUACCUACCUACUUGUUGAGCUCUAAAAAAUAUCUUAUUGAUCUUAAUAAUGUUUAAGAACGAUGAGACCAUUCAAUUAUCAGUAGUUUUGAUUACUCAAAAAUAUUCCAAUAUCAUAUUUGAGUUUUUUCAUCUCGGAAGUUUUCCUAUUCAAUUGUGCAUCCUACCUAUGUAGACCUAUCUGUACCUAUUACCUACCCUUAUAGCUUUUCAUUGAUUUGUGUGCUAAAAAGCUCGAUGAUUUUUAUUCAAGUCUUCGAUGUUUUUUAUCAUUAUUUUUUUUUCUAUUACAAGGCGAUUCUUUGUAUUAGCUACGUACAUUUUUCUUCAUCCAAUACGUGCAUAGUUUGUUUUAUUCUGCGUAUAAGUUUUGUAUAAGAGUUACUUGAACAUUGAUUUUAUUCAUAUAUUUAGUACGAUGUUUGAUUUACGAGAUUCAUGCGUGAUUGUAUGUCCGAUUUUAGAUUUCUUUUCUGUUCUUUCAUUUCGAUGGUGAAUCGUGACGAUGAUGAUGUGGAUCAUCAUAUAUGUGAUAUGUCUCUUCUAGAGUAACUCGGUGGAGUGUAUUCUGUUUGAAAGAUUUGCUUAAAUUGUGUUCAUUUAAUAAUCCUGUGUCUUGCACUUGUCUUUUAUCUUUAUCUUCCACGAAAUGAUAUUUUCCUUUCCAAGUAGAAAGUUUGGGUUUCUUAUGGCCGUUUACUACUUAUAACUUGACUGGCAUGUAAUUAUGGUUUUGUGUGUCUCGAAUGCAAUAUUGAAUGUAGAAAGGAGUACGUUCCUUUUUCAUUUUACGUAUUAUUUGAUGAAGAUCUGUUGUUGUAUUCGAAGUACAUGCUAAAUUAUGGUGAUCCAGUGAGAGUUAAUGAUUCGUGAUAAGAAAUAUGAUCAUUUGAAUUUCGUUGGUUUCAUUUUCAGGUCUUCUAAUUUGAACUAAUUGCGUCUUUGAGAGGUCAGGUGCAGAAAUUCAAAUCGCCGGCACUUCCUUGAAACAACUUGAAGUCAUUUUUUUACCUUCACGGUUCUAUUUCUUUUGGAGAUAGUUGACUCGAUUAAUGUUAUGAGACAUUACAACUCGAAACGCUGAAAAUUUCUUCGAGAGUACGAUGGAAAUCUUGAGAUUUUUUUUCGAUCCGUCCCAUUGCUUCGGUAUCUUGCCUAGAGAGAUCAUGAAAUUGCGAUAAUUUCUCUGUCAGAGUACAACUUCCAUCGAGUUGUGGUUCUGAAUAAUGUAUUUUGUGAUGACAUAGCUUAGUUAGCUUUUUGUCUCCAAGAAGAAGGAUAGUCGAAUUUUUUAGAUCUUUGUUACGAGAAGUAUUAUUUUCGAAAGAAUGUCGUUAAAUUUAUCGAAUGAAACCGAUUUUAAACGCGUUUUUAAUUCUUCCAAGACAGAUGAUUUUAGUAGUUUUAAUUUUUUUUUUUUUCGUUUUUAGGAGAGUAAAUGUGCCAUCUAAAAUUUAACGAAGGCAGUCACCUAUUUUUCCAUGUUUUAUUUGUAUUAUAGUUGUUUUUUUUUAAUUUAUAUUUUCAUUAAUUUUUAAAACCCGGGUGACUAAAUACUUUGGUCAAAUUGAAUGAUGAAUUUAAAGGUCACAUAACAGUAUUUUUAUCAUUUCACAGAAAGACGUAUUCCAGUGUUUCCUUGUAUUUUUCCCCCAUUGUUGAAUUUAACAUUUAGAUUAGUGCUUAAUUCUACUCGAGUCGUCACAAAUGUUACCAUUCAAAUAUUACGAUAACUUCAGUGGCACUUUUAAAGACGUUUUAAUAUUUAAAUUUAAUUUAUCGAGUAUCCGAUUUACAUUUUUAUUUUCUCGUCACAAUUGUAAUGCUCGAGUUUUUCAUUCACUUUUACGAACAAAUUUUAUAUAUUUUAGACUGCUAGCUCGUUCGAAAAUUUACCAGCAUUGUUUAAAAAUGAAGAAAUAAUUCGCAUAAAUUUGAACAUUUUUUUUCAUUUGAGAUUCCAUUUCAAAUGUAUAAUCAUACUCCUCCUUUCAUUCCCCAAAAAAAUGAUUUUUUUUACCUUUUUUUUUCGACGAGCGUACUAUAAUUUUAUUUUGAAAUUUAAAAGUACGUAUUCAAGAUAUUUUUGUUUUUUCGUUAAUUAUUAUUACUUACUGCGAGUAUUGUUUUUCUUCUUUUCCGGACAGUAUCCAAUUUUUUUAAAUACUUACUUAUCCAUGUAAAAAUUACUUAUUCUCGAACGAUGUUACCCAGUUCAUUGUACAAGAAUUCAGGUAUAAAUGUUUAAUUAUGUGAUAUAUUAUUUGAGAUUCCAAUUUUAUAUACUAUGCAUUUAACAAAUUCGACAGUAUUAUCUUCGCUAUUGAGUAUGUGUACGUGUACACUUGAAAUUCACACAUACCUACAUUUUGGUCGUUGAUUAUUUAUAUUUUGUGUUUGUCUGUGUGGUGUAUUUCUAUUUUUUUUUUUUUUGAGGUUAUCUUGUGAGGAAAUAUUUCUAUUUUCGAGGGUGGAUUAAGUAGCAUGAUGAAGAAUAACGAAUUUAGUUUUAUACCUUUUUUAUCUCGUCUUUUCGGAUCUCUAUGUGCGUUUAAAAAAAAGUGAUUUAAAACGUCUCGUACAUGUAAUGGUCUUUUUUUUUGGAAUGGACGGAUAUUCGCGUUAUUUUGAUAUUUAUAAGUACUUAAUAUGUUAUAUUAACACUUUUUUCCAAUUUAAAUAAUCAGUAAAGAUUGUUUACUUCUUGUGUGAA
Messenger RNA from Planococcus citri (citrus mealybug), 5659 nucleotides. It is a transcript of the gene Hydr2, whose product is annotated as abhydrolase domain-containing protein 2. Gene Ontology annotation, molecular function: acetylesterase activity; monoacylglycerol lipase activity. Bases 205 to 1545 code for a protein of 446 amino acids. Gene Ontology annotation, biological process: steroid hormone receptor signaling pathway; sperm capacitation; medium-chain fatty acid biosynthetic process. Gene Ontology annotation, cellular component: sperm flagellum; sperm plasma membrane. The record is from RefSeq and is a predicted model, not a curated record. NCBI's taxonomy places the organism in Eukaryota, Metazoa, Arthropoda, Insecta, Hemiptera, Pseudococcidae. The transcript is spliced from 8 exons.